This is a messenger RNA of Salvia miltiorrhiza (redroot sage), 1843 nucleotides long. RefSeq names its product probable serine/threonine-protein kinase PBL17. The transcript has 6 exons. Gene Ontology annotation, molecular function: protein kinase activity; ATP binding. NCBI's taxonomy places the organism in Eukaryota, Viridiplantae, Streptophyta, Magnoliopsida, Lamiales, Lamiaceae. The coding region runs from base 411 to 1640 and encodes 409 amino acids. The record is from RefSeq and is a predicted model, not a curated record. Gene Ontology annotation, biological process: protein phosphorylation.
UGAAUAUCGUUUCAAAACAAAUUCUUUUUUUUUUUUUUAAUUAUUUUUGACCGACUUUUACGAAAUUCUUAAAUUAUUACAUACUCUACUGAUUUGCCUUGACAUUAUAAGCUAAGAAACGUUACGAUCACAAGUUCACAACCCAGUCCCAGUGUCUCUGUCCUACUCUCUUGUUGCACCAUAUCUUGAUAAAUUUCAUUUCAUCACAAUACGCAUUCCGGCGACCCAGGCCAGAUUCCGGUGAGUUUUUCCAUCCGCCGCCGGCCCAUUUGGUUUUUGUAGCCGUUGUUUGGCUCAUGAGGGAAAUGGAGUGAAAGCACUGCAUAAAAAUCCAAUCUUGGCUAUUAGUCUUUUUUGUUUUGAACCAUUGAACUCCAAAUGCGAAUCUGGUGAAACUGGGUUUAGGAAAAAUGGGUUCUUGUCUCAGUGUUGAAGGAGAAGAACAUCAGCAAAUAGAGAACAAUUCUUUUUGUGGAAAACCCGGUAUCUAUGCGGAUUCCAAAUCUCCGGUGAAAUCGAGCUCUGUGAGUUCAAACACUUUUGUGAUAAUCCCCAGAAAUGUAAAGGAUCUACGUCUAAGUCCUGGGAGUGGUGAUCUUGAUAUCUUCACAUAUGAGGAGAUGAAGCUGGCCACAAAGCAUUUCCGGCCAGAUCAGGUUCUCGGUGAGGGUGGAUUUGGUAUGGUCUACAAAGGAAUUAUAGACGAGAGCGUGAGGCCUGGUUACAAGACGACUCAGAUUGCCGUUAAAGUGCUUGAUCCUGAGAGUGUACAGGGGGACCGAGAAUGGCUGGCAGAAGUCAACUAUUUAGGCCAACUCCGACAUCCUAAUUUGGUGAAACUUAUUGGCUACAGCUGCGAGGAUGACCAUAGGCUUUUGGUCUAUGAAUAUAUGGCAUCUGGGAGCCUCGAGAAACACCUUUUCUUUAGGGUACGAGCCACGUUAACAUGGCAUAGAAGACUAAAGAUUGCUUUGGAUACUGCGAGAGGGCUUGCUUUUCUUCAUGGUGUUGAAAAACCUAUCAUUUACAGGGAUUUUAAGACUUCAAACAUUUUGCUAGAUGAGGAUUUCAACGCAAAGCUUUCUGAUUUUGGGCUGGCAAGGGUUGGGCCAACGGGAGAUCAAACUCAUGUCUCAACCCGGGUUAUGGGCACCUAUGGUUACGCUGCUCCUGAGUAUGUCAUGACUGGACAUUUGACAGCAAGAAGCGAUGUCUAUGGGUUUGGAGUUGUUCUGCUUGAGAUGCUUAUAGGAAGACGUGCGAUGGACAAGAGCAGGCCAAGCCGAGAGCAUAAUCUUGUGGAGUGGGCACGUCCACUCCUCAACCAUAGCAAGAAGCUUUCGAGAAUACUGGAUCCUAGAAUCGAGGGGCAGUACUCCACCAAGAUUCUUAUGAAAGUGGCCAAUCUGGCAUUUCAAUGUCUCAGUCAGAACCCAAAAGGAAGACCCCUCAUGAGUCAAGUCAUUGAGAUACUCGAACCCCUCGUCACACAAGAAUUCAGCCCAAUAGAAAGUAGUGGUAGUAUAACCCUUUACGAAGUCUCAAAAAAUGCGCCUCAGGAUCCCAACAGAGGGUUAAGAAACCAACUCAGAAGUCAGAGCGAAAGAGAAGACGCGCCCUAUAAAGAAUCAACAACCUAAUGAGCCUUCAAAGGAGUAAAGCCUCUGUUGCCUCUUCUCUAAGAUUUGAUUGUUGAAACCUGCAGUUAAGAAAGUGUAUGCAAACAGGUUCUUUUUUUGAAGAUUAAGUCUGUACCAUUCUGUCCUAAUUUUUCACAAGUCAUAAACAUUGUAGCUCUUCUUAUCAAUGGAAAAGUAAGCAAGUGUUUAUGUAUCCAAGAAAA